GAUCAUUCUAAAACGCUAGCUCAAGAAAAGUAGUUUUUAAUUGCUUUACAUUAUUCAUAAGCUUCAUUAUUGUAUAAGGUGUCAGGGACAAUAUGGUCCAAAAUCAAAACUAUGAGGGCAACGUAUUUUGUCAAAUUAAACUUGUAAAAGCCAGCACACUAUGCAUCAUUUCAGUAAGAUACUGUUAGAAGAGUGCCAAACAGAUACGAGAAAACAAGGACAAGCAAGGAAUGGCACCACUCCUGCAGAAAUUUACUUCGUCCUAGACAACAGAAACUGAAAAGUGAUUUUUCCAACAAAAGCAGCAGCAGCCCUCAAGAAGGAAUUGAUAACCCUAGGAGUAAGCUUUCUUCCCUUUACUGCUGCAAAGUUGGACGGCACAGAAUCCCUCCUCUUCCCCCCGCCCCCGCCCCCAUCUUGGGGCUGAACUUGAGAUCCGUGUUUGCUGUAGUUUUUCCGCAGUCAAGGCCUUUUCUCCUACCCCCUUUCAGGUUGCUCUUUACCCUUCUUCCUCUUCUUAGCUAAGGAAACGUAAAGUACAAAGAGAGAAGAGUUGCAGCCCCUUUCUCUCGCCUCCCCCGCCCGCCCCUCUUUCCGUGGCUCCGCACCUUCCCUUCCCCGCCUUCCGGGGGCAGCCCUACUGUGUUCCCUGGCUCCCGCUCCUCCCCUUCUCCACUCCUCCCCUCCGCCCCUCUCCCGGGCUCCUUCUUUCUCGCUCCCCUCCCCUCCCCCAGACUGGCUUCCCAGCGCGCUUCCCUUCCCCCGCCUCUCGGUCCCGCACCCUCCCCUCCCCCCGCCUCCUGCCUUGUGACACAGCCCGGGUCCUCCCGGAGGCGGCGGCAGCAGCAGCAGCAGCGGCAGCGGCAGCAGCAGCAGCAGCGGCCGCGGCAGUAGCCACCACCUCCGCGGGCGCCGCAGCCCCCGGCUCAGCCUCCCCCCGGCCCCGCCGCCGCCGCAGUCAUGGCUGCUGACGGGGUGGACGAACGCUCGCCGCUGCUGUCAGCAUCCCACUCGGGGAAUGUCACUCCCACGGCCCCGCCGUACUUACAGGAAAGCAGCCCCAGAGAUCCCUUCAAGGUGACUUAACUUCAGGGAAGAGGCCAAUUCUUUAUUCUGAAACACACGUAGAUUUCGUAUGAAAUCGGAACUCCCCCCUCCAUAUACAGCCAUCGCCAGUCCUGAUGCCACUGGUAUUCCAGUAAUUAACUGCCGCGUGUGCCAGUCUCUCAUCAACUUGGAUGGCAAGCUUCACCAGCAUGUGGUUAAGUGCACGGUUUGCAAUGAAGCUACGCCAAUCAAAAACCCCCCAACAGGGAAGAAAUAUGUUAGAUGCCCUUGUAAUUGUCUCCUCAUUUGUAAGGACACAUCUCGGCGAAUAGGAUGUCCGAGACCUAACUGUAGACGCAUAAUUAACCUUGGACCAGUAAUGCUUAUUUCUGAAGAACAACCAGCUCAACCUGCAUUGCCAGUCCAACCAGAAGGUACAAGGGUCGUGUGUGGGCAUUGUGGAAACACAUUCCUGUGGAUGGAACUGAGGUUCAACACUCUGGCAAAAUGCCCACACUGCAAAAAAAUUUCUUCAGUGGGUAGUGCGCUCCCACGAAGACGCUGCUGUGCAUAUAUUACCAUUGGAAUGAUCUGUAUUUUCAUUGGAGUUGGAUUAACUGUUGGCACCCAAGACUUUGCAAGGCGAUUUCAUGCAACCUAUGUUUCUUGGGCAAUUGCUUAUCUCUUAGGUUUGAUCUGUCUUAUCCGAGCUUGUUACUGGGGAGCCAUAAGAGUGAGUUAUCCAGAACAUAGUUUUGCGUAAGCUCGCUUAUGAUUCAGUGAUGCAGGUGAGAGUAUCUAGCAGUUCUUGAUAAGCUACUCUGGACAUCUUUAAAUCAUGUAUCCUAAUGGAUCCCAUUCUGGUUUAUGUAUAAAGUUUCAAGACUUUGCGAGUAUUUUAUGAACAAAUGCUCAUUGCACUACAUUAUAUGCAAAUAGUUUGUUUUGCUGCUAGGGUUUCAAGCUCCGAAUAAUAAAACUGUGUCUUCAUGUUCUUUUACAUCUCUUAAAGGUAUUUUUGGAUUUGUCACCAAACAUUACAUAUAACAUCACCCUUUCGUUAUUUUUAAAUCAGUUCUUCCAUUACUUGCUGAUCUGUGAGUAUUCCCAAGGAGUAUUUAUAAAUGUUUCUACAAUAGCUUCACAUUUAUACUCACGUUUUAAUUAAACAGUGUCAAAAUUGCUUGCUUUAAAAUCUAAGCAAUAUGCAUUUUGCUUGAACUGCUUACUGUAACUUUAACCUAAGAUCAUAGUGACCUUAUUCAGGAAAAACAAUUGAGUGUACCUUCAAAGACUUGACAUUCUUGUCAGAUAAAAACCAUUUCUAGAUACUGUAUGCUUGUUUUUUGUUGUUUGUAGAAAGAUACAAUAUUUUGGUAGUAACUUAAAAUACAAGAAUGAAAAUAUUUAUUUGUCCACAGUUGGAGAUAAUGUUGGAUAAAUGUUUUUUCUCAAAGAUCACAGGAGUUUUGUCUUUCAUUUUUGUCUGCUUUUUUAUUUACUAAUUAUAAAAGUUCUGGUCUAGAUUUAUGAAACUUAAUGUUAAUCAUCUGUAUGUAUUCCUUUAUAGAUGUUGGAGGAAGUAUUUCACAUAACAUGUUUUAUAAAACUAACCAUUUAAACAAAGAUAUAUUUACACUGGGUUGCCCUCCUUUUCAUUAGAUCAUAAUAAAUUUUUCCUCUUUGGGCUAAUUAUGGACUACUUAUAUGAGAAGAGAGCCUAUGACAUUUUACACUAGCUAAAAUGUGAAGAUUAGAGGUAGUUACUCUUAUCAUUCUUUUCAAAUAUAGCUGGUCAGAUAGUUACCCAAUUUAUUCAAGAAAGUAGAUCAAAGACAAAAAGCAACAUAGUUUUCUAAGAAUUCACUAGGAUUUAAGGAAUCAGCUCUCGCACUGCCUAUCUUUGCAGUUUUGAAAAAGAAAUUGCUUAAUUGAGAAGAAAUGUUCUAAAGCCUUUAAUGUAGUAGAAUUAAGAUGAUGAGAUGAUAGGAGUAAAUUAAUUGGCUAUUCAAGAGGUAAGAAUAAUAAAUUAAAGUAUUUAUGUUCCUGACUAGUAUGAAAAUGUACUCAUCAGAGAAUUUGGAGCAAAAUACAUGUAAACUUAAAAGAGUAAAUGAUAAAUGUCUAAAUGCCGUAGCUCAGGAUUAUAUGUACCUUUGAAAAUACACUAAUAAAGAUUAUUGUUCAAAUAC
Messenger RNA from Neofelis nebulosa (Clouded leopard), 3239 nucleotides. RefSeq names its product phosphatidylinositol-4,5-bisphosphate 4-phosphatase 2 (gene PIP4P2). Gene Ontology annotation, biological process: phosphatidylinositol dephosphorylation. The record is from RefSeq and is a predicted model, not a curated record. The coding region runs from base 1136 to 1810 and encodes 224 amino acids. The transcript has 8 exons. NCBI's taxonomy places the organism in Eukaryota, Metazoa, Chordata, Mammalia, Carnivora, Felidae. Gene Ontology annotation, molecular function: phosphatidylinositol-4,5-bisphosphate 4-phosphatase activity. Gene Ontology annotation, cellular component: plasma membrane; phagocytic vesicle membrane; lysosomal membrane.